CUGAAUACGGGUGGGCAAAUAACGCUUGCUAGGAGGGGAGCUUUCGCUUGGGCGAGACUUGACGGAGUUUCAUUUCUGUUUAGAUUUACAAGGUGCAUGGAUGUUCUAUAAUGACGCGUGUGCAAAAACAAUGCUGUUGCUAGUGUUCAUUUAAAACGGUUUCCGCUAUAAUUAAACUCUGUGGCGCUUUGCUCACAGCUCGGCGGAUGGACAGUGAGGUUCAGAGAGACGGGAGAGUGCUGGAUUUGACCGAUGAUGCGUGGAGGGAAGACCGGCUGCCCUACGAGGAUGUAACGAUUCCCCUGAGUGAACUUCCAGAAGCGGAGCAGGACAAUGGAGGAUCCACAGAGUCAGUCAAAGAGCAAGAAAUGAAGUGGUCUGACUUGGCUCUGCAAAGUUUGCAUGAAAAUACUCCAAGUACUGGGACAUAACUGAUUAGGUGUAAUUUUAUAUCAGCAGGUUUGAAUGCAGGUUGUUGAGUUAUGUCGUGUGUCUGUUUAUUCAUACACUGUUGUUCAAAUAAAACUUUGAGACAUUGGGCAC
Molecule: messenger RNA, 543 nt
Organism: Ictalurus punctatus (channel catfish)
Lineage: Eukaryota; Metazoa; Chordata; Actinopteri; Siluriformes; Ictaluridae
Gene: anapc13
Product: anaphase promoting complex subunit 13
Biological process (GO): protein K11-linked ubiquitination
Cellular component (GO): anaphase-promoting complex
Source: RefSeq, marked provisional